Messenger RNA from Diaporthe citri, 873 nucleotides. RefSeq lists its product as uncharacterized. Lineage: Eukaryota; Fungi; Ascomycota; Sordariomycetes; Diaporthales; Diaporthaceae. The record is from RefSeq and is a predicted model, not a curated record. The transcript has 3 exons. Bases 1 to 873 code for a protein of 290 amino acids.
AUGAAGCUCCAAGUCGUGCUUUUCGCCAUCUCGGCCGUCUGUGUUUCCGCGGCUUGCCCCUCGGGAAAGAGGCCAAAGUCCUCCUCUGCGGCGGUAUCAACCACUGCCACAUUUUUGCCCUCCCAGGUCCCGGUGGCUGCGGCUGCAGCUGAGCCUUCUUCCGCAGACUCGGAUGGGUCAUCUAGCUCAUCGUCGAGCAGCUCGGAUGACUCAUCUUCCAGCAGCUCUGACGACUCAUCUUCCAGCAGCUCUGCCAACGUCUUGAGCGCCGCUGCUGUCUCCGGCACGUCCACCUUCUACGGGGGCAACCUCAACGGGGGAAUGUGCUCCUUCACCACAAUGUCCAGCCUCCCAUCCGGGCUGUACGGCACGGCCUUUUCUGGCUCCGCUUGGAACAGUGCUGCCGAGUGUGGUUCUUGUCUCGAGGUGACCGGACCCAACGGCAAGAUCAAAGUUAUGGUCGUCGAUCAGUGCCCUGAGUGUGAGGAGGGCCACCUGGAUCUCUUCCAGGACGGUUUCGCGAAAAUCGGAUCCAUCUCCGCCGGCAAGAUUGCCACAUCCUACACCAAGAUUCCUUGCGGCAUCACAUCGCCCAUCGUCCUCCACAACAAGUCUGGCGCCAGUGCCUCCUGGUUCUCCAUGCAGGCCGUCAACUCAAACACGCCCGUGUCUAAACUCGAGGUCAGCACCGACGGUGGGAGCACUUGGCAGGCCACCACUCGGACCAACUACAACUUCUUUGAGAAGUCGAGCGGAUUCGGCACGAGCACCGUUGAUGUUCGUUUGACCAGCGCGUCUGGCGGCAGUAUCAAAGUGAGCAAGGUCUCAGUUGCAUCGGACUCGAAGGUCACCGCGGCCUCGAAUUUCUCCUGA